Messenger RNA from Seriola aureovittata, 4155 nucleotides. RefSeq names its product wingless-type MMTV integration site family, member 7Ba (gene wnt7ba). Gene Ontology annotation, biological process: positive regulation of JNK cascade; canonical Wnt signaling pathway; cell fate commitment. The record is from RefSeq and is a predicted model, not a curated record. NCBI's taxonomy places the organism in Eukaryota, Metazoa, Chordata, Actinopteri, Carangiformes, Carangidae. The coding region runs from base 280 to 1341 and encodes 353 amino acids. Gene Ontology annotation, molecular function: cytokine activity; frizzled binding. Gene Ontology annotation, cellular component: extracellular region. The transcript is spliced from 4 exons.
CAGGUGGCAGAGCGCACGGCCGAGGGAUGCAGCCUCUCAUCUCCAGCACAUGGACAGCGGAGCUUGGAGCUGUCGCAGCGCGCCACGGCUGCACUAGCUGAAGACACCACCUCUCUACAGCGCAAAGAAGAGACGACACUCCUGCGUUGGAGCUCUUGGACUGCAGAUAAAAGGAUAUAUUUGUUCACACCUCACCAUCCUUUUUUUUUUUUUUUUUUUCUUCUUCAUCUGUUUUCCAAACCGCAAGAGUGCAGCACAAGUGGUGUUCAAUGCGCAACCAUGCUCAUCAUCUCGUCUCGCAGUGCGCUGCUGUCCGUCUACUACCCACAGAUCUUCCUCAUCCUCACCAGCGGUAGCUACCUGGCGCUGUCCUCUGUGGUAGCUCUGGGUGCGAACAUCAUCUGCAACAAGAUACCGGGACUGGCCCCCCGUCAGAGGGCCCUCUGUCAGACUCGCCCCGACGCCAUCAUUGUCAUCGGCGAAGGCGCCCAGCUGGGAAUCAAUGAGUGUCAGUACCAGUUCCGCUACGGCCGGUGGAACUGCUCAGCCCUGGGCGAGAGGACUGUCUUUGGACAAGAGCUGAGAGUAGGCAGCAGGGAGGCAGCAUUCACAUAUGCCAUCACUGCAGCCGGAGUUGCCCACGCAGUGACUGCCGCUUGUAGCCAAGGCAACCUGAGCCAGUGCGGCUGUGACCGAGAGAAGCAGGGCUACCACGACCAAGAGGAGGGCUGGAAGUGGGGAGGCUGCUCAGCCGACGUUAAGUACGGCGUUGAGUUCUCUCGGCGCUUUGUAGACGCCCGAGAGAUCAAGAAAAACGCCCGGCGGCUGAUGAACCUGCACAACAAUGAGGCAGGUCGAAAGAUCCUAGAGGAGCGAAUGAAGCUGGAGUGCAAGUGUCACGGUGUAUCUGGUUCCUGUACCACUAAGACCUGCUGGAUCACCCUGCCAAAGUUCAGAGAGAUUGGUUACCUGCUGAAGGAACGCUACAGCGAAGCAGUUCAAGUAGAACCUGUCCGGGCUUCGCGGCUCCGCCAACCCUCCUUCCUACGUCUCAAAGAGGCCCGGGGCUACCAGAAGCCCACGGACACAGACCUGGUCUACCUGGAGCGCUCGCCCAACUACUGCGAAGAGGACACAGCGACAGGAAGUACAGGGACAAGAGGCAGACUGUGCAACGGCACCUCGACCCACACAGACAGCUGUAAUGUGAUGUGCUGCGGAAGGGGUUACAACACUCACCACUAUACACGUGUGUGGCAGUGCAACUGCAAGUUCCACUGGUGCUGUUUUGUGAAGUGCAACACCUGCAGUGAGAAAUCAGAGGUUUUCACCUGCAAGUAGGGAACAAGGAAUUGGGGCAGCGGGAGAGGACAGGAAGACGGACAAAAGUCGAAGGUAGGGGGAUACGACAAAGUGGAAUUUGAAGUGAAGGACUUCGAAGUAUUUAUUCAACAUUUUGCACAUUUUGACAUCCUAUUUGGAAUUCUUUGAAGGAAAGACAUACUAGAAAUGGAACAUGAGGUUUGGAGUUUGGGGAAAAAUAGACAUGAACAUUUCAGAAACAUUGGCUUGCGUACUGGUACGAAACUGUGACAUGAUACAAAACAUGUUGCAGGUGAAGGGAUUUGAUCUUCUCUUUUCGCCUCAAGCAAAGCAAUAUUUUGAAGACAAGAUGUUGCAAAAAUGUAGCUUACAGAUGUCGUGUACAAGAUAGCAACAAGGACUAUUGAGAAGAUUUGUUACACGCUAACUGGAAGCAAAGUGCUUUGGACUGCUAUGAAUGACGACCGGCUCCUGAUGAAGACUGAAAGAUGGCAGUGGAAUACGUUUAACUGUACGCUCACACUGUAUUCUGUUUGAACACUGAAAAUAAAACAAAAUUAUUUAUGUAAAAAAUAUCAAAACUUUCAAACUGUAAGUCUUAUAAGAUGGAUAGCAAAUUCAACUGCUUUAACAUUUUUCCUCUCUUUUAUGAUCUUCAAUUGCUACUGAUACAUUUCAAGCUGGGAGUAACAGAUUUAUAGUCACAUGGAGUCACAUUUUUAGCCACUAAACAGCUAAAUCCCUUUUUACAGUUUUUAUACAUUAUCAGUGGUCAGUGGGGUAUUUUGCUAUAUAUAUUAAUUCUUUUUCUUUUGCACUGACAGUCGUAUUUCUUCCUUUUUUCCAUUGGACAUUAGUAAUUUCGGGGGUUGGUGCUGUCGAGUGCUGCUCUCAUGGACAUAUUCCCCCUCAGGGCCCAGACCCUUUGUUACACCAAGAGCCACAGAGGCAGAAACCACUGGUGUACUAUUUUAAGCAUCCAACUUGUCAGUUUCAGCGGCACUUCCAAUCCUGACUGCGCUCAUUGUUUUGUUUUCGGAGGGCUCUUGACUUCUGAGAAAAGCAUGUAAGCCUCAGUGGAACUCCAUAGAGGUGCAAUCAGGUUCAGAUACAUCUAACAUUCCCAUGAACGGCAGAGACGUGGAAUUCCACAUCGUGGCCUCUGCUUACACAAGGCUUUCCAGCGCGGUUUAGGCCUGCCUGGGUGGAUGGCAUGUGCCCUAACCACACUGAAGGGGGUAUGAGAGGAUCAAAGGCCUCAAAGCUAUUUUUGGACAGCACCCUUAAUGUAUUCAGAAAUGUUUAUUUAGGCUUUAUAUAACUUACAAAACAAUUUGAAGAGUAUAUUUUUAUAUGAGGAACGUGGCACUUUAUGUCAUUUAUAGAUGGAAAACAAAGUCGCUACUUACCAGUGUUUUCUAAUGUCAUUGUAUUCAGAUUUGAGAGCUAUAAAUUAUUUGGAAUUUAUGUCUUUGAUCAAAGUUCCUAAAUUGUAAAUACUCCAUGUGUUUUAUCGAAGUAGCCCAGAUUGUCUAUCUCGAUGCGAUCCCUCACAAUUCAAAGUAGCUCCUAAAAGUUGAGUGAUUCAUCAAAUUGUUGGAAAGUCCAGGAAAUCUUGUGGAAACCACUGUCAAGUAUUUGAGUAAUAUAUGGAAGUUGCUAAUACAUAGUACAAUGGAAGUUUCAGUAAACAACUAAUUGUGCAGCUUAGAUGGGAGAUUUCUGUGUUUCCAGUUGUCUUAAUAGCGCUUUCAGUGACAAGGAGCAACUCUUUGCUUCCUAAAAGUAUAGCUAUAACUUAAAAUACAGAUAAUUUAAGUUUAUUUGUUCUGUGGUUUAAACAAAGUCUGCAUCACUUAAAAACACGGACAGUUGUACUUUUUCUUUUUUACCAAUAAAAUCUGAGCAUCCUUUUAAAGCCUCUUGAAUUUUCUGUCAUAUCUGGCCUUUCAUUAGCCUUAUUAAAAUCAUUACAAAAAGCUGUUUGUCACACACAGUACUUUAUUAGUCAUUAUUUAAACAUAUAAUUUGACCGAAACAUGAAGCAUGUACUUUACACCCUGACAAAGUGUUUUUGCUUUAGGUAAAUACCAAACCAGAAGGCACAUAUACAAUGAAGUAGAGGCCUACGGCAUAAACCGCUGAUAUGGGAAACACAAGAACUUCUGGCCUCGACUGAUGUGGUAUUAAUGUGUUAGGAGGUGAACAGACGACCGUGGCCAUGCCACCUCAUUCAGCCCGGCUGACUCGCACAGCCUCUUUCCUGUGGGGCUGAAAAGCAUUGCAGCCAGCCAGUCGAGCGCAAGUAACAGCUGUUUUGUUAGCUGUCUGAAAUCCUGGGGACCGGAACCACAUAAGCUCCCUUCACUAUGCCGACGGAUUGAGGGGAGAGUCCAGCCGAUUGUUUCAAUACAUUUUGUCAUUAAAAAUCAGAGGCAGAGCAAACAGGGUGGAGCAGGGUGUGGGCAGGCCUGUAAAGCGCUGUAUUGUUGAGGUGUCAGGACUGUUCAGCUUAUCCAGCAACAGGAGAAGCAGGGAGGGAUGUCAUUCUGCAAACUAAUGCUUCUGGUCUGAUUCACUCACUCACUCAUUCAUGCACUCACUCUUCGAACAUACACAGUUUCAGUAUGCUCUCAUACAUCAACUACUGAUCCAGUACCACUAUCACUGAUCAACAGAAGAAGCGUGAAAACACAGACAGAGAGAGAGAGACACACACACACACACACACACACACACACACACACACACACACACACACACACACACACACACACACACACACACACACACACACACACACACACACACACACACACACACACACACACA